Coffea arabica (coffee) is the source of this 945-nucleotide messenger RNA. Lineage: Eukaryota; Viridiplantae; Streptophyta; Magnoliopsida; Gentianales; Rubiaceae. The record is from RefSeq and is a predicted model, not a curated record.
AGCAGCUCUACAUUCUCUAGAUCGUCAUGGUAGGGCGAAUCAAGACUGGAGCACCACGCAUAGACAAUAUAUUGAUAUUUGGACUGAUCGACCGGUGCAUGUACAAGAUGGCACUGUAAUUGAAGAUACUACAUAUCCAUCGAAUGAGUAUGUUCAGUGGUAUCGGGAGCGGACGGUGAUUUAUAUUUCAAAUCCGAGUCGAUUUUCCGCUUUCCCAGUGGGCUUUCAGGGUGAUAGCGCUAGGCCACAAUAUCUUAGCGAUGCCAUGUUUCGCAUGUAUUUCAUGGCACGGGACUCUCUUGCAGUUAGUGAUGAACAACACAGCAGAUAUUUUCAAGAGUUAAGGGACUUUGCAUCCACAUCUUUGCAUCAUGUAGGAGAGUCACGCCAACUUGUAUUUCGCCCUCCAUAUGUACCACAGGAGAUUCCACUAUAUGCUGAUCCAUGUCGUGUUCAUCAAGCUCCCAAAAAUACCCACGGAAGUCGGCAUGGCGGUGGACGACGUCAUAGACUCCGAUCACCAGAACCCGCCAUACAAACUGGAUUCCAUGGAGGCUCGAUGGCUACCGAGGACCAAGCUGACGCAUCUACUUUUGUCAUACCUCAGACCGAAGUCAUGCAUGAGAAAGGUGCAUCGAUUGGGCAUUCUAGAUCCCCUGUGACUUUUCCAGAGUUUACGACCGAUAGGGACUCACAUCAGCAUACUUCUGAGCAAUGUGAAGGAGGUGAAGGCACAAGCACUCAAAUUCAAGAUGCUAUACUGUUGACACAUAUUACUCAAGUCCAUACAGUAGUGCCAAACCAACCACAUCGAAGUCGAAGAAUACCCAAACCAACAACAUGUGGUACUAAUGGAAAACUUGGGCAACAUUGAUGGCACGCUACUUAUAUCGUUAUUGUAUAAAUAACCUAACUUAUGGAUUGCAUACUUUGUUGGUGACAUUU